AUGGCUCUGCUUGGCCUACGCAUGUCUGAGUACUUCGGAGAGAUUUCUUCUGUCGCUCCCGCUGGAGAGAUACAACAGGAAGAGCUCGACGAAAAGUGGAAGAGGCUCGACCGGGCCGCAGUCUUGGCGUCUGCAACGCCCGACUCCCAUAUGCGUGGCAUUGUUCUCUCUAUGGUUUCGUCUCUAUCUACUCUGGCCCACGCUAUCAAGCAUGCCUCAUUCAGCAAAGCAGCUGUGGAGCAGCUAUGGGAGCCCGUCGACCACUCUCUUAAUGUUAUACGAGUUGAAGUCAUCUACCGUUUGAGGCCCAGCCCAGACAAUCGGAUUGCUAAGCUGGACUUGUAUGGCUUGGCAAUAUCACUGAGGAGAAAGAGUACCGAAGCCUUGGCUGGCUAUGCCGCUGGGGUCGAUUCGGGGAAUAUGAAACCCGUACCAGAGUCCGAGCUCGCACGGUUCGAUUUUUGCACACGAGAGAUCGCCAACUACGUGGAACUUGUGGCGGAUUUCCUCUUCCGUGUAGACAACCCUCCCUCUUCUAUGAAGACAUCUUGGGCUCACUUCAAGUCUAGUGUCAAAAAAUGGAUCAAGGCACCGAUGUUCAAGCGAUUGAAUCCUCCGACCCCCUGGCUUGUUCGACUGGCUUAUCCGAUUCGCUCUGGUGUGGGUGCUUGUGUCGCUGGUUGGAUCAUACUGGCGCUUGGAGAAACUUUGGAGCCUGUUAGGGCUUACGGGCUGUGGAUGAUGCUGCCCUGUGUAUUCUGUUUCUUGCCAACCCCUGGUGCCUCGCUGGUGAAAGGCACACGAAGGAUUCUGGGCACCGUCUGUGCUGGCGCUAUUGCUAUUGCUUGUGUUAGUAUCCAUCCUUAUAAUAACUCUGCUUUUUUCGUCGAGUUGUUCGUUGUGUCUUUCAUUGGUAAGUUGCUAAAGUGCAGCCCUAAAAUUGAUUAUGCUGGUCUAGUCUUUGCUUUUACUUGGGUUAUCGUGGGCCUCGCUGCUGGGACCGAUACCCAUCUAGACAAGAACGAUAUGGUGCUCCGCUCUGUGUAUCGAGCCAUCUUGACUACAUGUGGCGUUGUCCUGGCUACCCUCAUUUCUACUUUAAUGGUGCCAGAGUUCGCUUAUGGUCGUUUGAGACGUGCUACUGCCCGAGCUAUUGAGAAGCAGGGCGAAAUGGUUGCGGAUGCUGUGAAGUUGAUGCAAGACGCAGAGCCUGCGGCGACAGUACAUAACACGUUCGAUGAGAGGGUUAUUUCGGCUGGUGAUGAGCUGCUAGAGCUCAGGAGCGAGCGAUGGUGUCAGGUCGUCGACGCCACAGUCGAAACGAAGCUGUUUUCCUGUCUGAGGGGACUGCUCAGAAGUGAUGAGCGUCGUGUGAAUGCCGCACAUAUUAUUGCAUGCCAGCCCCUUUUGGACCGCUUGAACCGGCGUACGAUGGUUGUUGUGACUGCGGCAGGGUCGUUCCACCCACGUCCUGGUAAAGGCUCCGAUGAAAUCGAGGAGGUUUUAGCCGCCCUCACGCCUUUCAUAUCGGACAUGGCGGCUGCCGGCGCGGAACUCGCUGAUGUUACGAACAAUCACGGAAGCCAUCUCGGGUUGUGGGACUCGCGUUCGAGGAAAUUCGAUGAGGCUCUGAGAGUUCUGACAAAGGUUGAGCGUAAGAUGCGAACAGCUAUUCCAGUAUCUUGGAGACGACGGGCGACGGAAGACUUGGAUGAGGCGAAGGAGGAGGAAUUCAGUGAUGUGUAUGCUAUCUUGCGAGCCUUAUCUCUGUUUAUGGAAACUUGGCGAGAUGUAGAGCAUAUGAUGUAUUUCGGCUACGUGAAGGAAGCUGUCAAUCCAUUCGAGGUUGGAUCCCUGGGCAGAAGUCGUGAGAUGAUUAGAAUUCCCACAAGGGCUGUGGCACGUCUCCGUGAGUACUCUACUGCCAGCGAUGUUGAGUCGACCCACGAUGCUGCCACUGUGGAUGGAACACCCGUGCGGGAUGUGCGGCAUUCUUAA
Molecule: messenger RNA, 1998 nt
Organism: Perkinsus marinus ATCC 50983
Lineage: Eukaryota; Perkinsozoa; Perkinsida; Perkinsidae
Exons: 1
Coding region: 1-1998 (665 amino acids)
Biological process (GO): malate transport
Source: RefSeq, a predicted model, not a curated record